Messenger RNA from Notodromas monacha, 669 nucleotides. Lineage: Eukaryota; Metazoa; Arthropoda; Ostracoda; Podocopida; Cyprididae. The record is from the annotation of a GenBank genome assembly.
AUUUCUUGUUUGUUUUCUUCAAGGAUGGAUUUGAUAGUGCGCAGCCAUUUGUUGUGUCGCGUUUUGGCUCGACGCGCGUCGGCCAUGAUGGAGAACUGGGUUCAAUGGGGCGGCUUCAACCCGACACCUUCUGUUUGUGUUCAGAUUUUGGGCGGAGGAUCAGCAGAAAUCUCUCCAGGAAAGGAUGACGGAUUUUUGUGGGCAGUUCCGACGAAACGAAGGUGUGUUGAGAGAAGAACCAUACGACGUUUUGGCGCGGAAAAUUGGACGAAUGGUCGGAAACUCCUGCAAGUCAAAAGGACGCUGUUGGUGUGCAAAGACUGUGGACACGAUUACGAGGCUGGGAAAUUGUGCAGAAACUGCUUGGAUACUGUGAUGGAAGAAACGAAGGCCAUGCAAGCAGCCAUGGAGAAAACCUGGGGCAAGAGUGCAAUUGAUCAAGAUGUUGAGUUCGUUUAUCAAAAUGAACAAGCGGAACGUGUUACAAAUACGGGGAAGCGGUUGAUUGAAAUGGAUCGACCUCGUCCAUCUUGGUUCAACAAAAAUCUUGUUGAACGUUCAGCAAAACCGGAGAGAAGCGAAAGUAAAACUCUCCGACCAUCUCACGAACUAAUUGGUUGAUGUUGAAUGUUUUGCAGUUUGUGCAUUAAAGUUGAUCGUUGAAACGUG